AUUUGUAUUGUAUAUUAAAAGGAAGUAGUCAACAGUAAAUAAAGCAACUCGGUUUCCUAAUUGUGCCACAGUUUCCUAGUAGAUUUUGGCUAUUGUUUUUGUUAUAAAUCAAAUAAGUUUCCACAGUUUCUAUUCAAAGGUUCAAAACAAAGACUACACUUUGGUGUCUGAAGUACAAUGUUGGUUAGCCUUCUGAUCUUCAGUGUUUUAACUUCCAGCACAUUGGCAGCUUUCAGGAGUGUCUGCUAUUAUACCAACUGGUCCCAGUAUCGCAACGGGAGAGGAAAAUUCGUACCAGAGAAUGUAGAUCCCAACUUGUGCACCCACCUUAUUUACGCCUUCGGAAAGCCAGAGGGAACAACCAUAGUUCCUUUUGAGUGGAACGAUGAUUCCACAGACUGGAGCCAAGGCAUGUACGAGAGAGCCAUAAAUCUAAAACAAAGGAAUCCCAAUUUAAAAGUCCUGCUGGCUAUCGGAGGAUACAACAUGGCAUCCGACCCGUUUACGUCAUUCGUGUCUGACAGUGGCAAGCGAGCAGAGUUUGUGAAAAAUGCAAUCGAGUUUCUGCGGAAACGGAACUUUGAUGGGCUUGACAUGGACUGGGAAUAUCCAGGUCAGAGAGGUAGCCCACCUGAAGACAGGGAACACCUGGUCUUGCUUAUGCAGGAACUCUGGAACGGUUUUCACCACGAAGCUUACGUCUCUAACAAACCACGUCUGCUGCUGACUGCUGCAUUUCCUGCGGGGAAAGAGAGCAUUGAUAUUGGCUAUGACAUUCAAGGAGUGAUCAAUUUUAUCGACUUCAUCAACAUUAUGACCUACGACUUCCACGGGAGCUGGGAAUCUUACACUGGACUUAACGGACCUUUGUUCGCCCACCCCAGUGACCACGGCAACGACAGCUACUUAAACUUGGACUGGGCUGUCCAGUACUACCUUCAACUAAAUGCGCCUAAAGAUAAACUCAACGUUGGCAUAUCUACGUAUGGACGCUCUUUCCUGCUGGACAGUGCUUCAAACAAUGGCAUCAGGGCUCCAGCGGCACAGCCAGGCGAUGCUGGGAAAUACACAGCAGAAAAAGGUUUUGUCUCUUAUUAUGAAGUGUGUGAGCUGAUCAAAGCAGGGGCUCAGGUCGUCGACGUGCCUACACAACGUGGACGUUACCUGGUCAAGGACAGACAAUGGAUAGGUUACGAUGACAUACAGACAGUCACGGAGAAGGCUUGCUAUACCAGACAGCAUGGGUUUGGGGGAGUAAUGUUUUGGGCGGUGGACCUUGAUGACUUCUUGGGACAGACAUGUGGACAAGGGAAGUAUCCACUGAUGACCGCUGUCCUGAGAGAGAUGACUAGUACCUCAUUCGCCAACUGUCCUGUGAAAUGGUCUGAUCAGACCACUUUGACCACAAGACAAUCCACAGCGUCCACAACGCAGAGAACGUCGUCGCCCACCACUCAGAGCACAACUGUCAGCACACAAAGAACCACAACAACAGAAAUGACCACAAAUGAAGCAGUCCAGUUCGAUUGCAGUGACAAACCAAAUGGUGUGAUGUACCCUAACCCAGACUCUCCCUCCACAUUUUAUGAGUGUUAUAACCAGGUUGCUCAUUUAGCCUACUGUGUUGUAGGUCUCCAGUUUGAUCCAGCUCUAAAUAGAUGUGAUUUCCCACCGACCACGACAGUUCAACCUAAUGAAAAACCAGAUUCCACUGAGCAGCCAAUUACAACUGAACCAGUACCAACAAGUGCUGUGUUUGACUGCACAAAUAAACAGAACGACUUCUACCCGGAUCCUACAUCGUGCAAUAGUUUCUACGUUUGUCUAAAUCAGACGUUACUUCAAGAAAGAAAAUGAUUACGUGCUACGCAUCAUGCCGAUUCACUGGUUUUCCUGGCUAGCUCAGGCGAUCCAUUCCAUGCUCCAAUAGCACUAGGGAAGAAGGAGUAUUUGUACAAAUUUUUCCUAGCGUAUGGAACGGAAAUGUGCCUUUAUCUUUGUGUCUUUCUGAGUAUUUUAUUAAAUUUUGUUUUUGUAUUUCAA
Biomphalaria glabrata is the source of this 2043-nucleotide messenger RNA. Its product is annotated as acidic mammalian chitinase-like. Gene Ontology annotation, molecular function: chitinase activity; chitin binding. The record is from RefSeq and is a predicted model, not a curated record. The coding region runs from base 178 to 1857 and encodes 559 amino acids. Gene Ontology annotation, biological process: carbohydrate metabolic process; chitin catabolic process. Gene Ontology annotation, cellular component: extracellular region. NCBI's taxonomy places the organism in Eukaryota, Metazoa, Mollusca, Gastropoda, Planorbidae. The transcript has 15 exons.